AUGAGAAAAAGAGACCAGCAACAGCCGCUCUUCUUUUUGGAUAUAUUUGAGCCUCCUCCACAGUGGAGAACUACUGCAACUCGAAGUAACAAUGGUGGAGGCAAUGCUGGUUAUCAUGCUCAUUCACCAACUCAUCGAUCGCCCAUUCAUCACCAGCCUUCACUUUCAGAAAUUGUGUACCAAGAUUAUAAUAGCAAUGCUGAAAUUCAGGAUGAUUCUUCGGGCAGCGAUGCUAGAUUACAUGGAUUUGAAAACAGCUCACUAUCGCUCCAUACUGUAUCAACAAGCGAACCCAACGAUGAUGAAAUUCAUCACUAUGACGAUAUUGAAGAUGAUGAAGGCGUGGAUAAAAAUGCAUUUCAAAGACACCAGUCAGAUAAUGUGAGUAUCACAAACUCCUUAUUUACAGCCGUCGACCAUUUGGAGGAUGAUGACAAUAGUUCAACAGAAAACCUGCGUCAUGGGUAUUUACCACAGAUUGAUACCAUUCUGGAGAAUAACAAGUCGAUUAAUGCACAAGUCAAGAAGUUGAAUGUUAAAACAUCGAUUGUUUGGCAAGAUUAUAGACCACAAUACCAAUUAUUAAAUGAAUCCUAUGACGAUGAAAUAUACUCUACCAUAGAAAAAAUGCAGGCUAUAGAUCACAAGUUCAAUCAAACAAGGGUCAAGUUUCAACUAGAAAUUGAAAAAGAACAUGUAGACAUGUCCAAUAAGUUACUCUUACAAUGUAAAGAGCUCAGUAAAGAAAAAGAAAAUGCAAAGUCGGAUACCGAACAAGAAGAAGGUAUGCGAUUUCAAUCAGAAAAGGUGCGGUUAAAUGUUGGUGGAAAUAUAUUUGAAACAUCCCUUAGUACACUUCGACGUGACACAAACAGCUUAUUGGCCACUAUGUUUUCUGGGAAACAUCCAAUUAUGGCUGAAUCAGAUGGAUCUUAUUUCAUUGACCGUGACCCAUCCCACUUUCGCCUUGUGUUGAAUUAUCUGCGAGAUUUGAGGAUUCCGCCUACGAUCCUCCAAGAUGUCAGGAUUCGUCAGGAACUGUUCCAAGAGGCAAAAUAUUACAGCAUUGAUGGUCUAGUCAAAAUUUUACAAUAG
This is a messenger RNA of Mucor mucedo, 1095 nucleotides long. RefSeq lists its product as uncharacterized. Gene Ontology annotation, molecular function: protein binding. The coding region runs from base 1 to 1095 and encodes 364 amino acids. Lineage: Eukaryota; Fungi; Mucoromycota; Mucoromycetes; Mucorales; Mucoraceae. Gene Ontology annotation, biological process: protein homooligomerization. The transcript has 9 exons. The record is from RefSeq and is a predicted model, not a curated record.